This is a messenger RNA of Macroventuria anomochaeta, 1239 nucleotides long. Its product is annotated as glycoside hydrolase family 7 protein. Gene Ontology annotation, biological process: carbohydrate metabolic process. NCBI's taxonomy places the organism in Eukaryota, Fungi, Ascomycota, Dothideomycetes, Pleosporales, Didymellaceae. The transcript is spliced from 2 exons. The record is from RefSeq and is a predicted model, not a curated record. Gene Ontology annotation, molecular function: hydrolase activity, hydrolyzing O-glycosyl compounds. The coding region runs from base 1 to 1239 and encodes 412 amino acids.
AUGGUUCACUACAGCAUCCUCGCGUCUGCUCUCUUGAGUGUCGCUGCCGCACAGUCCCUCGGCAAAGGCAAGGAAGUGCAUCCCAAGCUCACUACCUAUGAGUGCACCAAGCAGGGAGGCUGCAAAGCUCAAGACAGCUACAUCGUUCUCGACGCCGCCAUCCACUCGAUCCACCAGAAGAAUGAUACAACCAGGGGCUGCGGCAACUGGGGCAGCGGGGCGGACCCGGCUGUGUGCCCCGACGAGAAGACGUGCGCGAAGAACUGCAUCCUAGAUCCAAUCAGCAACUAUCACGACUAUGGUAUCUUCACCAAUGGUGCAAGUCUCCGUAUGGAUUUCUAUGGCAAGGACAAGAAGUUCCAGAGUCCUAGGGCGUACCUUCUCGGCAAAGCCGAAAAGGACUACGAGAUGCUGAAGUUGACUGGCAAGGAGUUCACCUUCGACGUCGAUGUGUCGAAGCUGCCAUGUGGUAUGAACGGCGCACUGUACCUUUCCGAAAUGAGGGCAGACGGUGGCCGAUCGAAUUUGAAUCCCGGAGGUGCCAGCGUCGGUACAGGAUACUGCGAUGCUCAGUGCUUCGUUACGCCCUGGGUCAAUGGUGUCGGUAACAUCGAUGGAUCUGGCGUCUGCUGCAACGAAAUGGACAUUUGGGAAGCCAACAGCCGUUCCACCCAGAUUGCACCCCACACCUGCAGCAAGCCCAGCCUCUUCAAGUGCCAAGGCGCUGAGUGCGGAGCCAACGGCCUCUGCGACAAGAACGGCUGCGGAAAGAACUCCUACCGUAACAACGCGAAGGACUUCUACGGUCUUGGUCUCAAGAUCGACACCAAGAAGCCCUUCACCGUGGUUACCCAGUUCCCCGCCAAGAACGGUGUUCUCCAGUCCAUUGAGCGCAAGUACGUUCAAAAUGGCAUCGUCUUCGAGGACCAGCCCAAGAACAUUACCUUGAAUGACGCCACCUGCGCUGCUAGUGGUGCCGACACGUUCAUGAAGUUGGGUGCCAUGAAGGGAAUGGGCGAUGCGCUGAGCCGUGGUAUGGUAUUGGCGAUGAGUGUUUGGUGGGAUGAGGGCGGCUUCAUGCAGUGGCUUGACGGCGGAGAGGCGGGACCCUGUGAUGCCACUGAGGGUGACCCAAAGAACAUCGUCAAGGUGCAGCCUGCGCCUUCCACAACUUUCUCCAACAUCAAAUGGGGAGAGAUCGGGUCGACUUUCAAGGGUAAGAACCAGUGGACUGCAUAG